AUGAUAAUGCCAUCAAAGACCAUCUUUCUCUUUAUCCUUGUUUGCUUCAUCAAUUUCAUAACCAUUCAACCAAACAACAACAACAAUUUUCGUUGGUCUUCUUGCUCAAACAUCCACGAAACCACUCCAAACAGUGUCUUUCAAAUAAAUCUCAAGACCCUUUUCUCAUAUUUAUCAUCCAACGCUACUGCCAACAAAGAAUUCCACAACGCCACAGUAACAGACAUAAACAACUCCUCCAACACAGUCUAUGGCUGGUUUAUGUGCAAGGGUGAUGUCCCUGCUCAUCUCUGUAGUCAGUGUGUCACAAAUGUUACCAGCUACUAUGAUUGGGAAAGUGGUUGCUCCCUGUCCAAAGAUAUGGUGAUUUGGUACGACAUGUGCAUGGUGCGAUAUUCCGACAAAUAUUCCUUCUCCACUGAUGACUUACAUAGUUUAUCUUCUGGCUCCUACUCCUCUGUCAAUGUGGCUAACCUGACAACAUCUAAGCGUUUAGUUUCUGAAACUUUGAAUGAAGUUGCAGAUAAAGCAGCCAAUUUUUCAAUUGGCGUAAAGAAGUAUGCUACAAAGGAAGCAAUUGUAUCUGGAUUACCGAGUCAUUAUUUUCAGGCUCAGUGCACACCUGAUCUGUCGCCACAAGAUUGCAGGAAAUGUUUGAAUGCUACCAUAACAGAGGUACUUUGGACUUGUAACAGUGAAAGUAACAAUUUUAUGGUAGGGGAGUCUACAAAUUCUAGAUGUUACAUCAGAUAUGAUGUGUACCCUUUCUAUCGUUCUAUUAAUCCUCCCACACUAUUAGAAUUUGUUGCACCUUCUAAUACAACGAAUUUAAGAUUAUCUUAG
This is a messenger RNA of Vicia faba (fava bean), 843 nucleotides long. NCBI's taxonomy places the organism in Eukaryota, Viridiplantae, Streptophyta, Magnoliopsida, Fabales, Fabaceae. The record is from the annotation of a GenBank genome assembly.